Messenger RNA from Nycticebus coucang (slow loris), 348 nucleotides. RefSeq names its product 60S ribosomal protein L30-like. NCBI's taxonomy places the organism in Eukaryota, Metazoa, Chordata, Mammalia, Primates, Lorisidae. The transcript has a single exon. The record is from RefSeq and is a predicted model, not a curated record. The coding region runs from base 1 to 348 and encodes 115 amino acids. Gene Ontology annotation, cellular component: cytosolic large ribosomal subunit. Gene Ontology annotation, molecular function: structural constituent of ribosome; RNA binding.
AUGGUGGCUGCAAAGAAGAUGAAAAAGUCGCUGGAGUUGAUCAACUCAAGGCUCCAGCUUGUUAUGAAAAGUGGAAAGGAUGGGUUGGGGUACAAGCAGACUUUGAAGAUGAUCAGACAAGGCAAAGUGAAAUUGGUCAUCCUUGCCAACAACUGCCCAGCUUUUUGGAAAUUUGAAGUAGAGUCCUAUGCCAUGUUAGCUGAAACUGGUGUUCAUCACUACAGUGGCAAUAAUAUGGAAUUGGUCACAGCAUGUGGAAAAUACUACAGAGUGUGCACACUGCCCAUCAUUGAUCUAGGUGACUCUGAUAUCAUGAGAAGUAUACCAGAACAGACUGGUGAAAAGUAA